AUGCUAGAUAGUGCUGCACUCAACUCAACAUUCCAGCAUUUUCUGGCAGCAGGCUGAGGCGGCCAACAAUCUUUAUCGUACAUCAAGAUGGUUUUCCCAGAGUUAUCGAAAAAGAAGGUUACAAAUCUUCGUGUUUCCGACCUCAAGCUAGAGCUGGAAAAACGGGGUCUUGACCAAAAAGGAGUGAAAGCUGUUCUCGUGGAAAGAUUGCAAACGGCAUUGACAGAAAAUGGUGAAGAUCCCAACGAGAUAUUUAUUGACACUCCAACAACUCCCAAAGGAAGUGCAACCAAAAAACUCCCAACAAGAAAAAGAGUAUCAAAGGGGAAAUCUGGCGAUGAGGAAGGAGAAUCUGAAGAUGAAGGUGAGGAGGGAAUGGACGGCUACUCUGAGGGGAUGGUCGUGGAUGAAGUGACUGAUGAAAUGGAGAGUAGCCAGGAAGAAGGGAUGAAUAAGAUGGAGGAUAUUGACUUGGAUGCCAUGCUGGGGACCCAGGAGGAUGAUGAUGAGGAUGUCCUCAACAUUAGCUUGGAGGAAGACCAACUAUUCACAGAAGAGGAGUCUGAAAGUUUUGCCCAAGAAGUAGGUGAAAAAGCAAGUAUUAAUCAGGAUCAGAAAAUGGAAGCAGAACAGCCUGCUUCAUCAUGUGCUGAAGAAGACACCUCUGGAGGACCAAUCACGACUGAAGACGCUGCAUUGCUUGAUACCUCUGUUGAAAGCAAAGGGGAGGGUAGUGAAUCCUUAGUAGUGCAUGUAGAUGAGCCUUUCAUGUCCGAGCUUGACGCAGAGCUGGCCGAGUCAACACCAAAAGUAUCUCAAGCCAAGCAGGGUGACGUGUCAACCACUCCAGUCGAUAAUAAGAUGGCACAAGAUGAGGAAGGGAAGGAGAAAGGAGAGUCUGAGACACCCGAGAAAGCCAACAAGACCGAUAAGUCCCCAGCGGGGGAUAUCAAGAAGGAAGAAAAGGGAGACGAGAAGGUGACGCCGAGUAAGACAUCUUCCUCCGGCAAAGAGACAAGCUCAGACAAGAAAGGAAACUCCUCAGCCGGAGCUGCAAGCUCUCGCAGCAAAAGCUCUAGCUCCUCUGGAAGAUCUCCAACUUCUAAAGAUGAUAAAGAUCGCCGCAGUUCAGGGUCUUCACGUCCCAGUUCUAGCAGCAGCUCCACUACCUCUGGCCGUAACUUGUGGGUGAGCAACUUAUCAAGGAAUACUAGAGCGGCUGACCUGAAAGCUUCAUUCAGUAAAUACGGAAAGGUGGUUGGAGCCAAGGUAGUAACCAAUGCUAGAGGUCCGAGAGCCUUCUGCUAUGGCUUUGUGUCCAUGUCGUCCAGCUCUGAAGCUGCUAAAGCCAUUAAUCAUCUCCAUCGUACAGAGCUUCAUGGUCGCACUAUCCAUGUGGAAAAAGCACGCUCCAACAUGAUCCCAGUGACCUCCACAUCAGGGGCCUCUGGUCGUAAGCCAGAGCAAAUAGCUGAGAGGAAGGAUGCCAAGGACCGAGCGGAGAAGAAGCCCACAGAUAAGCCAGAAACGAAAGAUGUCAAGCCAGCUGGCGAGGCCGGAAAAGACGACAAGGGAGCUGUGCCUGAGAUCAAAGAUGAGAAGCCGACAGAGAAGGUUGCUGAGACACCGAAGGAGGAGGGUACAAAUGACAAGACUGAUGCUAAGACAACCGUAGAUGAUACUGUGAAGGCAGAAGGGACGGACGGAAAACCAGCUGACAGUUCUGAAGCUGAUAAGAAGACUGAAGCAUCUCCUGCUGUAAAGAAAGACGGAGCCAAAGAUGAGAAACGUACCUCUCGCUCUCGCUCAAGCACCGCUGACACCAAGGACCGUAAAGACAUCCUUUCUCUUGAGAAGAUCCGGGAACAGCGUCUGCGAGAGAGACAACGCAAACGUGAACGUGACAUGCGUGAGAUGGAGAGACGCAGGGAGCGGGAGCGUCAAGACUCCAUUAGACGAGAGAGGGAGAUCAUUCGACGUCGUCAACGUGAAGAAGAGGAUAAGCUUCGUCGUGAGCGGGAGCAGCUUCACAUUGAGCAGCAGCGACUUGAAAGAGAAAGGCUAGAGAGGCAACGGAUAGAGUGGGAACGGAUCAAGCUGCAGCAGGAACGAGAGACCCUGCAGCGGGAGCUUGAACAGCGACAGAUGGAGAUGCAGCUGCGCAUCGCUGCAGAGCGUCAAGCAUCCUUCAAGAGAACCCUCGACACUAGGAAUAUGGCACCUCGAGAUGUUGACCCAUACGCUGGUGAUCAGAAGCGCCGGGCAACAGGUGGCCAACAACAAGGAAGAGGCGAUUUCCAAAAUAAUGCCAACAGGGGUGGUAUAACCACACAUGCUGCCAACAACAACGAUAGGCAACAGGAGCGAUUCAAUCGACGUGACACAAGGUCAGAUAAUUCCGGGCCACGUCGAGAUAAUCAAGCUCAGGGUAACAAGUUUUCUGGGCCACCAAAUCGAGGAAGUAGGGAUGAUGGAAGACGUAACAAUGACCAGGCUCAGAGAGAUCAGCCAAGGAGAGAUGAUGCUCGCCAACGUCAGCAAAACAGAAACAACGAGCCAAUGAGACGCGAGGAGCAACAACCUCGUCGAACUGGGCCACCUCAGCGACGUGAAGACCAGCAACAAAUUGCAGUACAGCGACGAGAUGAUGGCCAGCAGAGGCGAGGAGGAGACUUCCGUAGAGAUGAUAACGUAAAACGUCGAGAUCAGCCAGAUAGAAGGGUAGACACAUCACAGAGGCAGCAAAUGACCAGAAAUGAUUCCAGGAGAGAGUCUAGAGAAGGGGUCAACAUGAGAGAUGAUAGACGGAAUGCACAACCCCAAGGUGACCGAUACCAAGGGCAGGGGCAAAAUAGAGGUGGUAAUACACAAUAUGGUGGUAGAGAUGUUGGCCAAACCGGUAAUAAUCGUGAAAGCCACCGUGAGCGAGACAGGGAUGGUGACAGAGAUCGACCUCGAGAUUCAUCACAUCAAACCCAGCAAAGGGUAUCACAUGGCAACGACUCGCGCGAAAGCUGGAAGGGUAACCGUGAUGGAAAUGCAUCUGGGCCAAGUGGUCGAUCCUCCGGCAGUCAUACCGAUUGGAAGUCAAACCAGCGUGGUUAUGAUCGAGAUAACAACCGUUCCCAGAACUUUGAUCGUGGGCAGACUAACUGGAGUGAUAGUCGUGCUGCAGGGGGUCGAGAGGAUCACAUCAGAGCAUCUGAUCAGCAAACACACCGAGGAAGUCUUCUAGGCACCCCACCCACACAAGAUUCCAACUGGGCUCCUGGUGGGAUGGAUGGUCAGAUGAAUCGUGGUGCCAGCAACCUUGUCAUGCAAGGUACCUCUCACAUCUCAACCCUGAUGAACCAGAGCCAGCCUAUCAGCUCCUUGCUGAAUACUCCAUCAAUGACCAGUCCGUUCAUGAGUAGUGGUAGUGUCAGUGGUGGCCUAGGAGCAGGGGUUAGUCUGAUGCCCCAGGUGCCAAUUGGAGGGGGAAGUGGCUACAUAAGCAAUCAGAUGUCCGUGGGUGGGGCUUCUGGUGGGGGAUCUAUGGACCGCCAUAACCAGUCACAGAGUGAUGGACGUUUUGGCAUGCGCCGCUACUAAUCCCAUUCAUUCUAUCUAAAAUGUUUUUUUUAACACUGACCAGUCUUUUUUUAACUGCUUUAAAUUUUGUUUAUGGAAGCUUUGGAGGGUAAGAGUUGCUUACAGCUCCUUGUCUUCUCAAUAUUGAAAGUCUUUAGUUUUGUAGGUACAUGUACAUGUAGUUACUGUUGGUUUAGUAAUUGAGUAUCUUGUUUAGAAGAAAAGAACGUACAAGGCAUGAAAGCAGAAAACAAUUCAGUAUGUAUUUUCAGAGAGACUGGCCCUUUUUGUGAAGCCUUGUGCCUCCAAUACAAUGAAAAGGACUUAGAAUUGUUGGUGCUCAGAAAAUGUCAUCUCCAAUGAUAAACAAUUCCACAGGUCUUUAAGUACAAAAAGUAUAAACACAAACAGAAAGUUCUAUCCUCACUUUUUAUUGCUAUUUGCUGCCAUUUCUAUUUUCAUCUUGGCUUUGUGUUUGAAUGUACUUUUAUAAAUAAGGAAACCAUUUCAAAACAAUUGACAUUUUCCCUGUGGGUGUCAAAUGUAAAUAUGUUUAGUGUAGUAUGUCAAAAGGGCGUAAACCACAAUUUAUGAAGUUGGAAAAUGUAUCAUUAUUCAUUGUACAUGCAGUGGGAAAAGUGAUGUCGCUGAUCUGUGAGUCUCUACAUAAUUCAUUGUAAAUAGGGUAUGCUAAGUUCAUGCACAUGUUAUUUGCUCCUAAUAAUUUAGUGGACAGUUUUGGGGGUCUUUUUUGCAUUAACAAAAAUUCACCACAGAAAGAAGAGGGAGAUUGUUCUUGUUAUAGGCAUAUAAGCCAUGAAGCUCCUGUUUUUUAUAUUUUCUUAAGUAAAGGAAAGUUCUACUUCUGAUGUAUUUUUGUCUUUUGUAUGGUAGUAAAGUUGAGUACAUGACCCACAUAGUUAGAGAAGAUCAAAGCUAUCCUGUCAUUGAUGCUUUUACUCUGAAGCCCCAAGGUGACAAAUAUAAAUUGAAUAUGUAAUGAUAACGAUAGGGAAAUUUCCAAACCCCUCAAAGUACUUCUGUUGGUAGUUCAAUUGUUUCAACACUGUGACAAGCUCAUGUCUAUGUAACCUUUUUUAGUAAAAAAAAAAAGGUUCAGGUAGUAUGUCGGACCAUGACGAUCAUGUUUGAAUACAACAAAUGGCAAGGUAUUCUAUUGACUAGCAAUCAGAAUUAUUUAUGUGACUUCUCCAACUAUGUAUACAUCACUAUAAUUAAUAUUUCUAUAUGUAAGCUUUAAGAAACUGUUUAUCAAUCUCAAACAAGAAGUUAUUAUAUUGCUUGCAAUAGGUUAAAUCACUGCAUAAAUGUCAUUGAAAGUUAACACGUCAAGGCAGAUGAAACACUACACAAGUAUUUACUCUUCGCCUUUGAUACUUUGUACCAAAGGGCAUACUGUUAAGCAAUUAUAUUAUUGAUGUUUACAAUUGUGUUUACUUUAUUGAAGAAGACUCUCAAGUUAUAUUUGUAGCUGUCAUUCCAACUUGUUAAUUACACCGGUGAAAUAAUUACUUUGGGUGCGUUCGUUUAGCUUCCCUGGGUCGACCCUGGUGUGUGACGGGUUUUUUUUCCAGGACGAACGUGG
Messenger RNA from Asterias rubens (European starfish), 5176 nucleotides. RefSeq names its product SAFB-like transcription modulator. NCBI's taxonomy places the organism in Eukaryota, Metazoa, Echinodermata, Asteroidea, Forcipulatida, Asteriidae. The record is from RefSeq and is a predicted model, not a curated record. Gene Ontology annotation, cellular component: nucleus. Gene Ontology annotation, biological process: regulation of transcription by RNA polymerase II; regulation of mRNA processing. Bases 88 to 3591 code for a protein of 1167 amino acids. Gene Ontology annotation, molecular function: sequence-specific DNA binding; RNA binding. The transcript has 12 exons.